AUGAAGCCGAUACUAAAGGGGACGGAGGGCGAGUGGGUGCUGAGCCGAUACCUGCUACCUCCUGGUUUGCACGAAAUCUCUGUUGGAGACGUUGUUGUGAUGAGAUACGAUCCUGCUAAAGCUGCUUCUUACGCCAAGUCAGCCAAUCCCGAAGUGUCAGCUGAGGCAACGGCCAAUGACGGGACAGCGACGGCCAAGGCUGGAACAGCAACAGGGGUAACAUCAACAAAAGGGAAAAAAGCAGGGGACGUUCCCCAGUUAGUAGUAACCGCCGCUUCUUUCAAGAGCAACAAUCCAAAAAAGCUCAUGAAAAGGAAGAAAAUGGCCCAGUCAGAAGCUGCCACCAGUACAGCCAGUCGCAAAACCGAUGCCGACACCAGCGCAGCUGAUGCCUCUUCUCCCUCAUCCUCUUCCUCCUCAGCUUCCCAGGCCGACACACCACAGAACCCUCUUAAGGCUGCUUUUCGGCGAGUGGCAGCCGUUGCUGGAGACGAGAUCGUGUCAUCUCGGCCGUCGGAUGAGCCGUUUCGGAUAGAGAAAGACCAUUUUUGGUUGCUCGCUGAUAACUUGGCUGUUCCUGCAAAGGAAGCUAUCGACAGCCGCACCAUUGGGCCGGUGCACAAGAGCUACAUCUUGGAAAGAGCACUGUAUGUGGUGCGAUCAGAAGAUGAUCAUGGGCCGAUUCAAAACAGUUUCCGGGCCCGGGUGCAAGAUGCAGGAGUGAUGGAGGUGGAAUGCAACAAUAUAGAUGAUAUUCUGAGAAGAAUUUUGGAGGCAAGCAGUAUGGCGCCACUGCUACAACGGUUUCGUUACCUAUUUGAGAAGGGCGUGGUGUUUCGAGGAAUGCUCAUUAUGAGCCACUUAGAUAAGCACCCAGGAACACGACCUCCCUACUUGGAGAUCGCAAAAAGGGUUGCCAAGUUGCUCGUGACCCGUGGGAAUUACCUCAGCUUGCUCAAGCCGACUGCGACUGGAGACGAAUCCAUGAAGCCGAUUCUAAAGGGGACAGAGGGCGAAUGGGUGCUCAGCCGAUAUCUGAUACCCCCUGGCUUGCAUGACAUCACUGUUGGUGACGUUGUGAUGAUGCUAUACGAUCCUCCUGCACCAGUUGCCUCUAAUACCAGUUCAGCCAAUCCUGAGGUGUCUGCUGAUGCAACGGCCAAAGGGGCGACAGCUAAUGGGGCAACAGCCAAUGGGGCGACUGCUAAUGGGGCAACAGCCAAUGGGGCAACAGCCGAUGGGGCACCAGCCGCUCAAAUAUCAAGAGCAGGGGAUGCUUCUCGGUUACUCACUGCUGCUUCUUUCAAAAGAAACAAUCCAAAGAAGGCAAUGAAAAGGAAAAUAAAGGCCCUGUCAGAAGCCUCCGCCAAUGCUGCCGCCAGUGGAGCCGAUGCCUCUUCUCCUUUAUCUGCUUCCCCAUCCUCUUCCUCAUCCUCUUCCCCAUCCUCUUCCUCAUCCUCUUCCCCAUCGUCUUCCUCAUCCUCUUCCCCAUCCUCUUCCUCUUCCUCUUCCUCAUCCGCUUUCUCAUCCUCCUCUACUGAGGCCGAGCCUUUUCAUUUUGCUUUUCGGCGAGUGGCAGCCGUUGAGGGAGACGAGAUCGUGUCAUCUCAGCCGGCCGAUGAGCCGUUUCGGAUAGAGAAGGACCAUUUCUGGUUGCUUGCAGAUAAUCCGGAUGUUCCUGUAAAGGAAGCUAUUGACAGCCGCACCAUCGGCCCUGUUCACAGGACCUGCAUCGCGGCGAGGGCACUGUAUGUGGUGCGGACAGCAAAUGAUCACGGGCCGAUCCAGAACAGUUAUGUGGCCAGUAUGCAGGAUGAGGCAAUCAUGGCCAUGGAAUGCAAUUUCAAGGAUAUUAUACGAAGAAUAAUUAUCGAAGUCAUCAGGUCUUUCAGAAUCUGA
Closterium sp. Yama58-4 is the source of this 1899-nucleotide messenger RNA. NCBI's taxonomy places the organism in Eukaryota, Viridiplantae, Streptophyta, Zygnematophyceae, Desmidiales, Closteriaceae. The record is from the annotation of a GenBank genome assembly.